AAUAAGUUAUGAGGUGUAUCGAGAAAGAAAUUCUUCUGAAAACUCUUUGCUCCCCCUUUGAGUUUUAGACCUUAGCGUUUAGCAGGAAAGUCUGAACAAUUACAGGAAGUAUGGGCCUCAUACUUUUUUUCAGCAUAUUCAGCAUCUUUUAAAUGGACAAACUACAGAUGUCAUUCUGAAGCAUUUUUAAGAUAGGCUUCCUUAAACACAUAAGCCAUUUUGACCUGUAGACGAGGUGAAUAAAAUGUUCUCGUUUUUUUAUAUAAUAUAUGUUGUGUUGUGUAAAUAUUCUAUUGAUAAUUAAAUUGCAUUUCCUUGUGGUCGGUGCUUGGUUUUGAGCCAUGUCAAACAAAAAGCCAGCAAGGGCCUCCGGAAUCAUUGUGCUCCACUGUUGACACAGUUAUCAAAUCUCAAACAGUAAAGUACAGUACACCCCUUGUGUGCAUGGAUCAAGGAGCGACCAGCGUGUGUCUGGAAGCCGAUGUAGACCUGAACUGACCUCUCGUAGUUCAUAUUGCUCUGUUCAGCAGCCAAGAAAGAACAAUAUCAAUAUCGGCCCCUUUGGGAAUGCCCCCUUUUUUAUUUUUUUAUUUAAACUUAUUUAGUAUUAGUUUUUGUAAGAUUUGUAGGGCCUAUGAAAAAAUCAUGAACGAUGAUGAACAUUGCAAAUUGAUUUUACGUGUUGCCAGAUUAAACUUUUUGAAUUUUGCAAGAAAUAAGGGUGGCUCGUCAGGAUGUCCUCAUGCUGCUGUCUGAACUCUCCUUGCCCCGUGAGAACACCACCAAACCCCUUCGGAGCAACAGCGCAUAGAGCAGGCGAAGGGAAGCAGCUCGUCCCGUCCACUGCCGAAGAAGUGGUCGAUUAUCUGGAAUACGCAACAAGCCGGACUGAAAUGGACGUAGCCUUACUCAGAGAGCAGUACAGAUUGACCAAAGAGAACAAGAUGAGGCAGAACCGGGUGGUCGUGUUCAGAAGAGCGACCCCUGACCCCUGGCACGAUCACUUGGCCCUCCACCGGUGCCCUAGCACCCCUCCUGUGGUCACACUAUCACCCCCGGCACAGACCAGCACCGCCGCUGGUUCCCAUUGGCCUCCACCACACAGGAGGCACUCCGAGGCGGGGAGCUUUAAGCCGAAGAACAAAGUUGAAAGAUAUGUUGACUCUGCAGCGGGUUUAAAGGGCAGCUGCCCCAACAUCUCCUCAAAGGAUCCGCUCUCUGGCUGCGUCCACAUGGCAGGAGCCCGUCAGCUGGACGGUUUCCUCAAGAUUGCUCCCAGAGAAGAGGGCGGAGGUGAGUCCCUCACUGGCACCUCGGAGGGCUUCUCCUUUGAAGGCUCUUUCACAAGUUUGGAAGAGAGUUACACCCCUCCUGGUUGCUCCCUCACGCCCUCAGCCUGCAGUUCAGUCGCUGAUCCAUAUGAAACCGAGGAUUAUGACAAGCCACUGGAGGGUAGCCAUGGUGGCUACGGCCUAGCGUGUCCUGUGGUCGGGAGGCUUGCUGCGCCUGUGCCAACCCCCAACCGAAGCCAGAGUUUUGGGGUGCAACCACUACGACCUACCCUUGUUCCUGAUCAACACCAUUACUCCACCUACUAUCCUUUCCCCAACAGGAGGUCCAUAAAAAAGUCUGAGGCAGCCAAGAAACUGGGCAUGUAUUCCAGCUUUUAACCCUGAACAUUGGAUCGUGGAACGAUAGCAUGACGAUAAGACCCUCUCACAAUAAAACGCCCUGCGCAUCAGAGAACUACUCUCCUAUUUCUUUAUCUUUGACUGUUAAUGUGGAGGAAUGGAUGUGUUGAAUGUAUGCUCUUUGAAUUACGCUUUAAUUUGUACGCUCUGAAUCUCUACGUAAUGUAGCAUCCCUGAAAUGCUUUACUGAAAGGUAGACAGGGUUGGGCAACAGAGAUGUUGGGUGGAUUGGGCUGCUGUAACUUUUAACUAAUCUCUUUUGAGGGUCAUCAACACUGCUUUAAAGUACUCAUGAAAAUGAAAUUCUAUGAAUGACUAAAUCAGAAUCAAUGUAAUUUUUUUUAUAUUGGUGUCUGUCAAUGAAAUAUUGACACAAUUGAAUGUGAAUUAAAAAGACACAGAUUGUAUCCUGUUGCAUUUCUGUAGCUUAAGAAAUUGUAAUAAGAGGCUCAAUAACAUUUUAUUUUUCUAUUGGGCACUGUUGUAUAAACAACUGAGGCUAUAGCAUUAUACAAUGUUAUGGUAUAUUGCACUAUGGCAUUGUGCAUUAUUGAUCAUAUAAAAAUGUUAUUUGAUCGUCCGAUCGUUUUAUUCCUUUACAUAUUAGUAGGCUUAAUGUGUGUAGAAUAAAUCGUAUGUAAAACAAUUAUAAUGUGGGCAAAUAAAUUAGAUAGUUCAGUAA
Molecule: messenger RNA, 2373 nt
Organism: Gadus morhua (Atlantic cod)
Lineage: Eukaryota; Metazoa; Chordata; Actinopteri; Gadiformes; Gadidae
Exons: 3
Coding region: 735-1670 (311 amino acids)
Source: RefSeq, a predicted model, not a curated record